UUUACUUUUAAUUCCGAUUAAAUGCCAAGAUAACCAAUCAGAGAAGCUAUCUUUUCAGAAUACCCAUCUCUGAUUGGUUUUCGUAGAAUUUAAUCAUGAUUGAAAUCUAUAAGGCUUUUAUGCAACUGGGCCUUACAGAUUAAAUUUGAUGAGGAACUAAUGAUGACCUCUACAACUUGUCCAUACAAGUUGGGUAUUUGAAAACAGCUGUUAGUUUCACAAUAUAAAAAACUAGAUUGCAUCUCCGCUAUCAAAUAAGCACCUGUUAGCUCUCAAACUCAGCCUAGUACCGAUUAAUCUGGAUGUAUUUUGUUUUCUCGUAAAGAGAAGAGCUGAAUUUGUUCCAAUAGAAAUUUCCUGCCAAAAUGACAAAGUCAUCAUCUCAAAAAAAGAAAAAAUUGAAAACAACGCCAAGUGAUCCACUGCAAGAAACUCACUUUGAACCAGUAAAAAUUGAGAUAGAAAAUUCACAUAAUCUUUUAAUUUUGCUCAAGUGUGAAGAUUAUAAAGUGCAGGUUCAAGCACUGUAUCAUCUACGGAAAUAUUUGAGUAAAGCCAACAGCGUAACUGUUGAGUUGAUGAUCAAAAAAGAUAUUUUGGCAAGCUUGCUCCCGCUACUCAAAAAUAAAGACCUUUGCAUUAGAAAACUCAGUUAUGCAAUCCUAAGCAAUUUAAUUGACCAUUCUUCUGUGAGAUUUACUCUUCAAGAUGCAAGUUGGACGGAAACGUUUUUGGAGGCAUUUUUCAAUAGGGAUGAUCCUAUAAUUCUGGAGAAUGUAUUGAAAAUAUUUUCUUUGAUUACUGAGGAUAGCAUAGGAAAAUCUUUUAUUGCAGGACAAAUACCCUUGGAAAAAAUUUCUGCAUGUCUUGAUAUUGAUGAUCCAGACAUCAAGAAGCAUACUUUGAAGACAAUUUUGAAUUAUCUAGAAGAUGAAACCAUCAAAUGUGAGGGCAUCAAAUUGGAAACUUUAGUGAAGUUGAUUGAUAGCGAAUAUCCUGUCAUUCAACAACUCACUUUGGAUGUUUUGACUAGUAUGAUGAAGCGGCACGAUGGAAUAGAAACUCAAUUGAAAUUCAAACAUUUGGGUGGUUUCAACAAGCUUAUGAAUUAUCUAGAGAAACCCGAGUAUGAAGAUAUCCACCCAAGAAUUAUGGAAAUUUUCGGGAGUGUAACAGAUAAUGAAAAAAUUGAAAUAAUGGAAGCUAAUACCUUGAGGAAAUUGCUUCUUCUCUCCAGGAAAAUACUGAAUGUCGAUAAAUUGGAGAAAUUAUGGAAUACAAUCAUUAGAUUGGCACAUUCGAAAAGAAAUAAUCAAAUUCUUAUGGAUUACAAUUUAAUGGAAACAAUAAAAUCUUUCCUACACUCUUCUAAUGAGAGGUUGAUUAUUGUGGCAUGUAAGGCUAUCUCUCAAUUGCUCAAAGAUCUCGAUCAAAUUGAAAACGUCUUCGAGCACAUAUCAAUCGAUUCACUCACUGGAUUGAUGGAACAGAACAUCGCAGGAAGAACUAAAGAGGCAGUUAUGUCAGCUCUGCUCAGUUUUCUGAAGUUUCAUACAAUCGAUGAAAAGGAUACUGUUGAAAUGGAUAAGUUUAGAUUCAUACUGAAUAUUUUGGCUUCAUCUGGCACGAAUAUGGAAGUUUCUGUGGAACUAAUGAGAGAAAUAAUAACAUGCUUGACAAUUCUUGUUCAGAACUCAUUCUACAGAGACAGGCUCGACCCAAAAGAAUACAUCGAUCAUCUGACAAGGCAUUUGUUGGAAUCUGAAGAUGACCAAUUGAGUAUAACCAUUCUGGCGUGUUUGAGUCAAUUAGUCUAUGAUGACAGAAUGUGUCAAGUUCUAUGCGAUGGAUACAUUCAGAAAUUAUGGGAGCAAUUGGAGAAGAAUCUUGAUAAGAAUAAAGUUUCGUUAGCAGUGGGCCAGUUCAUACUCAUUGCCAGCUCAGCCCAUCAAUCAGCUGCAAAUGCUUUCAUAAGAGUUGGUCUAUUGGAGUGGCUUAUUGGUAAAAAGAAAUGUGAACUGAUACCAGUGUGGCAAUCAGUUAUGCAUCGACUGUUUGAAAACCAUCUAUCAGCCAAAUUCACUCUGUAUGACCGUCUGGAGUUCACCGAUGUAAUAAAGGAUAGAUUCUAUGCAUGGCGUUUGAACGAAAGUAAAGACAAUAUGUCUUUCAACGAUGUCUUUCCUUUCUAUGAAAACCUUCAUCAGCUGAGCUCUAGUACUGAAUUGGUGACAGAUACUAAUGUAAUUUAUGUGGUGAAUCUCAAUCCCAAAGAAGGCUACACUUCAAGCCCAAAGAAUUCUGUUCAGAGUAGAAGCUCCAACCAAUCGUUUGGAUCUGGAGCUAUAGGAUCGUUCAGCUCGAAAAGAAGUUCAAGUAAAAGGGUCUCAGAAGAAGAGAAAAUCAGUCGUAGAAAAAACUCAUCGAACGAAACAUCAAAGUUCGCUCUAUGUGGAGACCCUUUUAUGAGAGAAUAUGUCAAUGAACUCAAUGAAAUUUUGAAAGAAGAAGAAAAGACUGCAAAUAUUGAGGAACCGACUACUGGCAUUGGGAGAAAUGUGUUUGAUAUACAGAAUCAACUGAAAAUACUUGCACAUUUUGUUUGCAAUCAGCUAAGCGGAGCUGAUAAUAAUGUUCCUUGCACUAAACAUUACUUCGACUUGCACAUUUCUGAUCUCAAGACGGAAGUGAAAAGUAGAAUGCUCCCUCUGGGUGUACUGCGCUUGGGACUGAGCUUUGAGCGCGCUCUGCUGUUCAAGACAUUGGCCGACCAGAUGGGGUUCCCCUGUGCUCUGCAGCGGGGCAACCACGGUCACGGCUGGGUUGAGGUGGCACUCACCAGCUUCGACAAAGCGCCCACUCAUGUCGUCGACCUCAUGCACUCGCCUGGCGAACUCAUGCGGCUCAACACGCCUCACGCUCAUGAGUACAUGGCUUGCCCUAAACUCAUCACGGCACAUCCACCAUGAUCUAGCCAUCUAUCACGGCACAAAUCAGUGAGCACAUCUACCAUGUAAUCUACAAUUUUCAGAUUGAGAGGGAGCAGUUGUUUUAAAUUUGAACACGCUACUCGUAUUAAAAAGUUUCAUUCAACAUUUUUAUUCAACCGAAUUUUACAGAAAAUUGCGAAUGUGAUAUUUCAUGUUUUAUAAUUGUAAUAAAAUUUACCACAAUCAAGUUGUAUUUAUUAUUCAAUUUUUGUUUUUAUUGGUACAUUAAUAAUAUCACCAUAGAGGAAGCAUGAACAAGUAGAGUGUCAAUCACCAUGUUAAGAAUGAGGCUUGGUUUUUAAGUAUCGAUGGUGGUACUACCUGGGGCCCAAUCACUACCAGCUAAAUUUAUAAAUUUGUAUAUAGGUGGUAGUGGCCCAAUGCAUGUUAAAAUAUAAACUAUAGUCAACCGCACGAAAAAAGACCGAUGAAAAUUGGACUAGAUGAGUGCAACGUUGCCAAAUAAGAGUUGAUCAACGUUGUUCACAACUGAUUAUGAGUGAAAAUUAAUUGAUAUUUUUGUAAUGUUUACUCAUGUUUAACGAGAGAGGAGAGGAUUUGGAGGCGUAUUUCAGCAUUAAAUGAAUACAAAAGUAAACAAAUUAUAACUAUUUAUUUCCAUAUACAUGGGUAAAAUAUAAUAAUUAUUACUGUAUUUAAAGCCAGUUCAUGAAGAAUCUCAGUUUACAAAAUAUUUUAAGAGGUUAAGAACAGUCAUAAUUCAUUUUCCGAAAUUAAUUUUCAAAAACUGAGAACAAAAUUGCAUUUUUUCUUUGAAAUAGUUACUGAAAGUCAAAACCGAAGAGAAAUAAGAACAGUAAAGCAAGUUUUGAAUUCCCAUAAGUGAGCAAGAAAUUAAAAAUCUUUUCAAUAACUAAAGACAGUGAAGGUGUUUAUUUUUGUGAGCAUUAUUAAAUGGUGCCACUUUGAGUAAACAAUUUUUUCUUCUCUCAAAAGAAGCUCACUUGAUUCAUAGCCUAAACUAUAGCAGUUAUAGUGCUGAAUUUGUUGAGAGAUAUAAAAAUUUACACUAUAUAUAUUAUUAUGAUUUAGUUGAAAGAUACCAAUGAUUGAAUGGCAUCUUUAAAGUAGCAAUUUCGCCAUCAGAAACAUUCCAUUGAUGAACACAGAAUUUCAAAAUUUCAUGAAUCACAAUUAUACAUGAAGGAGAAAUAUUAAACCAAUUAUUAUAGAAAAUGAAUCCGCAACUAUGAUCAAGUUAGAAUGCACAUUUUCCGACUAUUAUAUUGUUUGCUCUAUCCAAUAAAUAAAUGAAUAGAAAUUAGUGCGAUUGUUUGUAAUUGAGUGAUUUUCAUCAUUGAUUGCAUUAGAUCUGGCAUUGAAGCAAAUAAAUUGUAUAUUCUAUACACAGUAUUCUAUAAAUAUUAUUUUGACUAGUAAAUUAUAAUACUAUAUCAUAAUAUAGUAUGGAUACAUUGAGCACUAAUUUGAGAAGAUUGACUAGUAAAUUAGCAUUUCAGUUCCAUUAUUACAUUUGAUUGAAAAGUUUUCAGGAUGACUGAUAUGGUAAAAAAAGUUCUUAAUGUCAAUAUAGGUACUGGUAUGAGUUAUAGCGUUCUCCAAAUUGAUAAUAUUCAGUGAUCAGUGAUCAUUAACGAUCACCAAAAUAAAUAUAUUGCACAAGAAUAUUUGAAAAAGACUUCUUUGUUUAUUUUACAAAAGCAGUAUAAAAUUAGUGACAGUAAGAUUUUUAAUAAGAGGCGCGUAAAUUCUUUAUAAAUGAACUGAUUGUUUCAAAUUUAUAUAAUUUUAUUUGUACUUCGUGUAUUUUUUAUUUCAAUUUGAUAAAUUAUCUUUUUAUGAGUUUGACUGCUUCAUUAAACAUCCAAUUAAAUUUUCCUCUUUUCAUUAGUUUAAAAAAUGAAAUGUCAUGCUAUUACUGGAGGAAUCUGGUUGUUCAAAACAUUCAUCAUAUUCGAUCAAUACAAUCAUAAUUUUUUUGUAAAUUUGUUUUCCGAUAGGAAAUGUCAUUGCCAAAGAAAUCAAUAUUCAACAAAAAUUAAUGUUCUCCACUCAAUAAUUGAAAAGCAAUCAUUAUAAAACCUAACCAAAAAUGUUAGUUUCCCCACUUAUUUAUUAAAAUGGAUAUUCAUUAUAAAUAUAGGUAACAAAAACUAUACACGUUUUCUAUGGGUAGACCAAUUUAAAACUAUAUUUAAAACAAAAACAAUAAAAACUAGGUGUGAUUCACCCAAAGCUGGUCUUUUUAUAUUAAAACCAUUUUCUCAAUAAAGAAAAAUGGGAGUGAAUAGAUAACAUUUGAAAAAAAUAUCAAAAUUUCAAAUAAAUCUGGUAACAAUAUAAAAAUGGUAACACGACUAUUUACGACGAAGUAAAGUCAUUUUAAAAUAAACAAAUGGAAUGAGAAUUAUCAUGUCAAAUAAUAUGAAGAUGGAAUGAGAC
Messenger RNA from Nilaparvata lugens (brown planthopper), 5414 nucleotides. Its product is annotated as armadillo repeat-containing protein 3. Lineage: Eukaryota; Metazoa; Arthropoda; Insecta; Hemiptera; Delphacidae. The record is from RefSeq and is a predicted model, not a curated record. The coding region runs from base 366 to 2969 and encodes 867 amino acids. The transcript has 12 exons.